Molecule: messenger RNA, 2015 nt
Organism: Panonychus citri (citrus red mite)
Lineage: Eukaryota; Metazoa; Arthropoda; Arachnida; Trombidiformes; Tetranychidae
Product: coiled-coil domain-containing protein 85C-like
Exons: 3
Coding region: 203-1678 (491 amino acids)
Source: RefSeq, a predicted model, not a curated record
GAAUUUCUUUUCCUUUCUUGUUGCGUUGACUUAUUUUCUUAUCAAAUUUUUUUUUCUCUCAAAAAGUUUUUCUAUUUUGUUUCUAUUAAUUAUGUUUCUUAAUUAAUUUAUUGAUUGGAAGAGAAUUAGUUGUCUUGGGACUAAGAGGAGAUUCUAGGAUAUUCCAUGAUACCUUUUGAUCACUGUGUUACCUUUGACCCAAAUGUCUAGUUCAUCUGCAUCCAAUAUACUUGGAGGUGAUGAGGUUAGUCAUCAAGUUGUUGGCCAACCUCCACCUUUACCUCCUCAGGCCUCAGGUUCUUUAGCAGGGUCAACUCAUCAUCUUCAUCAUCAUCAUCAUCACCAUCACCAACAGCAGCAGCAGCAGCAGCAGCAGCCUUCUCAUCAUCAACCUAAGCCACAACAACAACAACCAGUUGACUCUCAUUAUAAGAAUCUUCCUCUUCCUCUUGGUAAACCAUCAUCUUCAUCGGUUUAUCAAGUUUCUCAGGCACAUCAGGGUACCAACUCUUCAACCACAAAUCACCCUCAUGGUUCAACCGUUUAUGCACAAAGAGCCGAUGUUUGGAGUCCAGUGACUUCUUCAAUUACCACCCCUGCAACACCCACUCCUGAUGAUGAACUUCUGGGUCAACUUUCAUUGGAUGAGUUAAUCUCACGGAUUCGAAGUUUAGAAACUAAAAAUAGGAAACUUCUUUAUGACAAUGGUUCAAUGACCAAAGAUAUUAACCAUCAUUUAUCUUCAUUGCAACAAUUGAAACAGCAAAAUUAUCAUCUUAUCGCAGAAAACAAUGAGCUUCGGGAAUUGGCCUGUUUCUUGGAGGAUGAACGAACGAGAUGUCGAUCAAUUGCUCGAGAAUGGCAAUCCUUUGGUACUCAUAUGUCAAGAGUUAUGAGACAUGAAGUAACUAAUUAUUCAAACAAAUUAACUCAAUUGGAAGGCAAACAAUUUGAAUUGGUACGAGAAAAUUUUGAAUUAAAACAACUUUGUCUCACUUUAGAUAAUGAAUUAUCAACUCGAGAAGGUUCAGAAAGCUCAUUAUUAUCUUCAAUCGAACCUCAUAAUCCAUCUAGUAUUGGAACAACAACAACAACAGUUAAUUCAAAUGGAUUAGCAAAAGUUAAUUCAUCUUUCGCAUUGAGAGCUAAAGCCAUCAAGAGUGCUACUAAUAGUACAUUGAACAAAAACGAGACCAAUGUUCAACCUCAACAUCGAGUUAUUUUGAGCCAACAAAUAUUGGAAUAUAUUAGAUCACUAGAAGAUCGGAUAAAACAACUGGAAACGGAAAAGGCCAGAAAAAUAAACAAUGAAAGUACCUAUGAAAACACAAGUGUCCUUAAUAGUAAAAGUAAUCCCGCUCUCGAUAAUGAUGAACACAAUCGUAAUCAUCAACCUGGAUCAGUACCAAUGUGCCCUCAGCCCUUGUUGGUGGCAAUGCAAGCGCUUAAAAUUCAAGAAGAUCUUGGAACCACCGAGAAUCCUAAAAGUUCAACCACUAAUUUCACCCCAAACACCAACAAUAAUGUUAAUUGUUCAACCACCACAAUCGAGAACAACAAUCGAACCAACCCAAAUACGAUUAGUGAUAAUACCAACGAAGUGAUCACCGAUCAACAUAAAGCCAUUGUGAAAGGUUUAUGCAAUGUUAUCUGGCGAAAAAUUGAAGAUUCAUCUUAACAAUUUACUAUUAAUCACUUAUCUUUUAAUCACAAUUUAAUUCUCAGCAAGAAAAAAAAGUGAGAUCAAGAAAAGAGGAUUUUAUUUAUUUUGUAUUAAUUGAUUUUUUUUAUAUUGUAAUUUCUUAAUUUUAUAUCGCUCAACAUUGUCACACAAAUUCAACUACAUUGCCUUAAUUAGUUUCCCUUUUGCCAUAAUUAAUUUUAUCAUUGGGAAGUGGGAAAUUUUUUUAAUUACUUUACAUUAACUUAAUUAUUAUUCCAGGUUACACUUUUCAUUGUAAGAGCAAAGAAAAAUUUUCCUUCCUAUUAUUAUUAAAAGAAAUUUAAAUCAUGUU